AAACGACAGAAUAUAUUUAAAGUGAUUAAUAACUAGUAAUUGAAUAAAAUACGCAGCUACAUUUACACAGCACUUAUUUUUCUUGGGAACAAAUGGGUUAGUAACGGCUAAGAUACGCUAAGACACUGAUAGCAUCUAAGCUAAAGCUAUGAACACAAUCUGACCUUAGAUAUGCAGCAUUUACUUACAAUAUAUAGUGUUUAGUUAUGUUGUAUGCCAUGUUUUUGUGUUUUUAAUAACUAAAUAUGAAAAUGUAAUGAGCACUUCAUGUGUGCUUAUGCAGAUAUCAGUUGUUAACUGGUAGCUAGGCAUUUUAGCUGUUAUCUAACUCUUAACAUUAACAACCAGUAAAAAACACUAAAAAGUGUAGCCUCACCUGUUUGAUGUUUUAUAUGAGAACCCUUUCGUGACAUUGCCUGGUGACAUAAAUUGAAAUUAUAUUUGCUUUACCUCAUAGGAAACCUCAAUUGACAUUUUAGCUACAGUUUAGCUUAAUUAGCUAACUGGUUGGAAAAGAGACAAACUAUGGACCAUUCCUAAAACAUGAAAACAUUCAUAACUUCCUCACAACUAUGAAAUCAAAAUUAACAACAGUAGUCUCUGAGAAUAAGCGACUGGACCAGUAUAAUCUCAGACCCUUCCAGAUGCCUGUAUUACGCAUUAGCUCACCAUACUCAGGGUGUCUCUCCAUUAUCUGAAUCACUUAGCCUAACAUUGGAAAUCAGGAUAAGCCGCCACAUGAAGAUGGUUUUUCAAAGGAAGAUGAAACUGAUGAGAAAAUACGAAGUCUGAAAGCAACACAGCAGUGUGUAUGAGAGUAAAAACACCCCAGAGUAAUAUCAUAUUAACAGUAUGUGGCUUAAGUGCUUUAUCCUGUAAGACUGGAAAAGAGCAGCAAUAUUAAUAAUGUUUUUCCAGGAACAAAAGCCGGUGAAAAUACAGAUUGUGUAAGUUAACAGAUUCAUCAAUAUUAGCAGCUCUAUCAUUAAGACAUGGGAGAACCUGAUGGAUUAUAAAAAGUAUUUCAUUAAAUUAAUGUUUAAAAGAUAGUUUUAGUUUUUAUUCUUUCAGCUGAACCCCCAAUGAUGUUUAAAGGCCUGAAAGUAAAUAAUAAAUACAAAAAUAAAAUACAAACUUAGGUGAUGCACAAAUUUGUAUAAGGUCAGGUGCUCUGUUUAGGAUCAUAUAUUGCUUAUGGAACAAUAAUAUUGUUGUCAAAUUGUUUGCAACCAACAGGAAAAAAAAUCCAAUAAACUAAGUUGCCCAAGACUCUAUAGCAGUACUGAUGGUCACCAGGGGAAGCACAAAGACUUUUGUGCUGUACUAUUCCACAGGUCGGAGAGUUCUUCUGGAGAACUGAUUGGGCAGCAAGCAGUUAUUAGGUACUAGUUGAUCUCUAACCUGAAACUACAGGUAGCAUAUUAACUAUAAGUCACCUUACCCGUUACCAUAUAUCCUGGUAAGAAAUGAUCCACCUUCACAGUACUGUAAACUCAGGGUUAAUCCUGAAGUCACCCAGAUAAGAUUAAAUCCUGCUUCAUAAUACAGGCCUCAGGUCUCUGUAUCUCAUUUACAAACGAGGCAGUUGUUAUUGAGACUUUUAAAGAAUCUAAAACUUGAAUUCUUUGCUGCGGGAGAUUUUAUACUGACCUUGUCACGUUUUUGGAUGACCAUUUCCCCCUCAUAUGGUUUGGCACACAAACCACAGAUGAUUUUUUUGGCUACUAAAGCAGUAGCCUUUUUAAUGCUAAACUUAGUUGCAGUGAACUAAGGGACUUAGUGAGCAUAUUUCUCAAGCUACCCAGUUGUCUCCUAACCUUAUUUAUGAGUUAAAGUAAUUGGCAUUUAGACUUAAUGGAUAUUUACAUGACAUGAAAUUGAAUUAGUGGAAACUGCAGGCAAAUGCUCUCUAGUAAAAGGCAAGCCCCAAGCCUUAACCUUAGACGAUUUUUAUUUUAUCAUUCUCUUGUAUAUUUGGAGGAGAGACCGGUUCCUCUUUGUUUAGGCCUUUUUAGUAGAAUAAUGAGAAAUAGAGGAACAAACUAACAGAAUAACAACUGAGGAAAAUAGGCAUAAAGCAUAGUAGGCUACCAGUCAUGCAAUCAGUCUGUCAGUCAUUAAACUGUUUACAGUGUUAAUGUUCUCCUGCCUGUGGCGAAGUCAUAAUUAUCACACGAAUGCGGAGUUCCCUGUGGUGAGUCAGUGUGUGAAAACCUGACAGGUGAGGGGAAGUUGAGGUGGAAAGAACCUUUUAAGAAGAAAACUGUCGCACAUCAGGUCACUUCACUCUGCUCUCCUGAUGUAAGAGGACAGGUAUUCCCCUGGAUGAAGGCCGUUAGUGCUGUUAGUGGACAAAUGAACUGAAAAGAGACAAAAGGUCCAGGGCUGGCCUCCCUGGAGGGAAGUCUCAGAAAUGAAAGGCUAGUAGCUUCAUUUUUUUUCAUAGAGUCAUAGAUGCGUUAUUAAAAGCACAAACACAGGAUGAAAAAAAUAGAGGAGUUUUUAAGAUAUGGCUUAUGCAUCUAUGCAAUCAGCAUGAAGCAGUGCACCUUCCCUGUGAGCGACACACCCCCCACAUCUGAAAUUCUUCAUCUAUGAUCUCAAACCGUGUCAGGUCAUUUCUCACUUGCACACAAAAGAAGAUCAUGUCAAGAGUCGAGGCGUUUAGGGACACAAACCUCCGCUCGCUGCUGAGGGAGCUGCGAACUGACAUCGCUAUGGCUGUGGAUGACCCUUUCCCCCUGGUCUAUGGUUUGGCGGAUAAAAACAUCAUCACAGAGCAACUGCUGAAGGAGACUCUGGAGAAGGAGGCUAGAGAAGGCAUCCACAAGGCCAUGUACUCCCUCCUGUCCUGGGUGUUGGAGCAGAGCAGAUCCACUGUCCAGGCCUUCUUGAACAACUUAUCCAAAGACUAUAAUCUGGACAGCUACCCCAGGCUGCAGACCCUGCUCACUAACCUGGAUUGCCGAAGGGAGACUGCAGGUUCCAAACAUGAAAACAGACCAUCUGGAGGUCACAAACCUCCUCACAGUAAGAAGAGGAGCCACGCGGAUCGAGAAUCGAGCUCCCAGCGGUCACAGUAUCACGCCAAGACAACCGAUGGAGGAGGAAGUAAAGUGAAGCUCUACAGAGUGAAGAGUGAAGGUCCUGGCUCCAAGCUGCCAUCUGAAAACAGUGUGCAAGUAUUGCCUUCCUCAGUCCAGAGAGGAGCCCACCUGCCCUCUUCAUCCUCCUCCUUCUCGGCUCCCUCCACGGAUCCCCCAGUCAACCAUGAUAACCAAGAAAAGGUCCAUGUUAUGCAGACAUAUUGCUUGGAAGGGGCCGCCAGAGAGCCCAUUAAAGCUGGUGGGGGUCCUUCAGAGGAGACAAACGCAUCAAAGUCCAAGUCUGCUAAGAGCACAUUUCACCACCAGGGGGAGACAGCCACAAGGAUGAUUCAUUACAAUGAUGAUGAGUGUACAGUGUGUAAGGAUGGAGGGGAGCUGAUCUGCUGUGACGGCUGCCCUCGAGCUUUUCAUCUGGCCUGCCUUGACCCUCCACUCUCGUCCAUACCCAGUGGCUCUUGGCAGUGUGAGUGGUGCCGUGGACACAGGGUGAAAAAAGAGAAAGCACAGCUACCCUUACAAGCACUCUCAGCUCAGCCUCAGCAAACAAACACAAACUGCAGUAACUCCAUCACCGAUGUCUCAUUCUACUCAUCGCUGUCAUCCUCCCUCACAAGCGUCACGGCGACGAUGAGUGCGUCAGGUGGCAGAAACCAGUGCUCGGGUGGAGAGCUGGUCGGCGUGAGGGAGGUGUGCGGUGUUUGCCACCUUGGAGGAGGAGAUUUGACCCACUGCUUUCAGUGUCUGAAGCAUUUCCAUGUAAACUGCCACUUUUCCAAAGGGAGGUCCAUCUGCCUGUCCUGCUCCAGACUGUGGGGCAGCUCUGCUGAGAAAGAGGCUGAAUCCAGAGGCGGGCAGCUUGCACCGCUGGUUCAAAACACACUUAGUCAUGAUCAAAGCGCCUCCCUCUCUGAGCCCGUCCUCCAUAAAGAUGAACUGGACUCCAUCCUGGGAGACAGCUCCAUUGAUGGCAUCUUACAGUGGGCUUUCCAUAACAUGUCUCGUCCUCUUCCAGGCUCUCAGGGAUGCUAUCAGUGACAGAGAACCAGGAAUGCAACACUGUAAAUCAGCAAUGAUGAAAUCAAUGUGGAGCUGAUUAAAAUGAGCUGACUAAAUAUGGGUGCUGAUUAUUUGCUUCUUUCUCACUGCUUGUUAAAACAAUUCGGUGACUUUUGAUUGCUCAGAGACGGCUCACUGACUGUCUCUGAUUGAAUGUUUCAUACUAUGAUUCACACAUGAGUCAUGUUUUCCACCCCAAAAAAUAUGAAAGGUUAUGUGAGAAUAAGUCAUAAUAUGAAAUGUAUAGAAAUGUAUAGUUGAACCCUAAUCAUGUAUUUAGAAGAUCUGAAUGUACAACAUGCUGAACCUUG
Messenger RNA from Oreochromis niloticus (Nile tilapia), 4474 nucleotides. RefSeq names its product autoimmune regulator (gene aire). Bases 2595 to 4142 code for a protein of 515 amino acids. Gene Ontology annotation, molecular function: DNA-binding transcription factor activity, RNA polymerase II-specific; DNA binding; translation regulator activity. Gene Ontology annotation, cellular component: nucleus; cytoplasm. Gene Ontology annotation, biological process: regulation of transcription by RNA polymerase II; humoral immune response. The transcript has 13 exons. Lineage: Eukaryota; Metazoa; Chordata; Actinopteri; Cichliformes; Cichlidae. The record is from RefSeq and is a predicted model, not a curated record.